AUGUCAGCAAAGGUACCGCGCAACUUCAGGUUGCUAGAGGAGUUAGAGAAAGGAGAGAAAGGCUUGGGUGCAGAAGCAUGCUCGUAUGGCUUGGCCGACGGUGAUGACUUAAUGAUGUCAAACUGGAACGGCACUAUUCUUGGUCCUCCUCAUGCUGUCACUGAUGUGUGGCAGAGUGUACAUGAGAACAGAAUUUACAGCGUCAAGAUCUACUGCGACGAUAACUAUCCUGACAAGCCACCCACCCUGCAAUUCCUUUCCAAGGUCAAUCUGCCAUGUGUCGAUCCCAGGACAGGCAAGAUUGACCCAUCGAAACUGCCAUGCCUUGCGAACUGGAGAAGAGACUAUACCAUGGAAACAGUGCUGAUCGAAUUAAGGAGAUAUAUGGCUCUGCCUCAGCAUAAGAAGUUACCGCAACCUCCAGAGGGCUCAAUGUUCUAG
Messenger RNA from Lithohypha guttulata, 441 nucleotides. It is a transcript of the gene MMS2, whose product is annotated as E2 ubiquitin-conjugating protein mms2. Gene Ontology annotation, biological process: DNA damage tolerance; protein K63-linked ubiquitination. Gene Ontology annotation, cellular component: nucleus. The transcript is spliced from 3 exons. The record is from RefSeq and is a predicted model, not a curated record. Lineage: Eukaryota; Fungi; Ascomycota; Eurotiomycetes; Chaetothyriales; Trichomeriaceae. The coding region runs from base 1 to 441 and encodes 146 amino acids.